Schistosoma curassoni is the source of this 678-nucleotide messenger RNA. NCBI's taxonomy places the organism in Eukaryota, Metazoa, Platyhelminthes, Trematoda, Strigeidida, Schistosomatidae. The record is from the annotation of a GenBank genome assembly.
AUGUUAUGUACUAAAAUAAUACUUUUGGCCCUACGCAGGAACCACAUCAGCCGACGAAGCGAAGUGCAAUGUCAAAUUUCAGAUAGUCAGUCAAGAACAAAAGCUAGCCAACAACGUGCAUUGUCCAGUAUAUAUAAUUCAGAACAAAUUGGUGUUGCAGCAGCCCAAGAACUUAUUGAACAAGGAGAAAAAUUAAAUCGUGCUGAACAGAAGCUUGAAGAAAUUAGUGAAUUGCAAAAAGAUAGUCAAAAGAAAAUUAAUACUUUAUCUAGUGUUUUCGGUGGAUUUAAAAACAUUUUUUCUCGAAGACAAUCACAACCUGUUCCUCAAAGCUCCUCGGUGGUGGACAAGACGUUGAAUAAUAGAAAUCAAAGUAAUCUGAGACAAUCAAUUCAGUGUGAAAAUUCAUGGGGCAAUCAGUACACAAGUACAUUGCAACAAAAAAUGAUUGAACCCAACAACACCUCGCAAUCUGCAGAUGUUGAGUUUGAGAACAAUUUAGCUCUAAUGGGCGAUGGCAUGUCUCGAUUAAAAAGUUUAGCUCAAGGUAUGCAUAAUGAAUUAAGAAGUCAAAAUGACCAACUUGAUCGAAUGGCGCCGCAAAUUCAUCGAGUCACUGAUACUAUGUCAAAUCAAAAUCGUCAAAUGAACAAACUUCUAGGAAUCCGACCAAAAUAA